AUGGAAAAAGAUCCAGCCAUGUCAGCCACUUCAACAAGGGGUGGCUCUCAAGAUGAAGGCUUUGCAUCGCCAAUUGAUGAAGACCUCGCACCGCCAAUUGUUUUCAAUUUCGGUCCCCAGGAAGCCGCCGCUCCAGAGAAAGCGUACUUCGAGGCGUAUGUUGCAGCCCCGGAAAAGAUGCGUAUGCCUAAGGGCGCCCGCGACCUCAACAUGCUGCUCAAUAGACGUCGACGAGCAGCAACUAACAGAAAAUUCCGCGGUGGAGCCAGUGCGUCGAUUGAUAAAGAUACUAGCGGAAAUUAUGAUCCCAAACAAGAACGCCAAACACCUUCAAUUCCUGUAAGGCGUGUCAAAAAAUCUAAGGCUUCGGCGCUGGGUGAUGAGAGAAAUCCUAAACUCAAGAAGUCCGCCAAGGGAAUAGGCUGGGUAAGGAGUCUUGUGGUCAAGCUUCCAUUUAAAAGCAAAAAAGCUUUGGAUUACCUGAGGAGUGUUCCCACUGGCGAAUUGGGCCUAAAACUCUAUCAGUCGACGGAUGAAGAAGAGGAGUCUGAUGCAGUUCCCGACUCUGGAUCAGGAUCCGGUCGCACUUCCAAGAGAAAAAGAAGUGUCAAGAGACCUGCAAGACCUUUCAGAUCUGAUGGUUUGACUGUCGAUGAUCUCACUGACGGACAUCCUCAACGUCGCGGAUGCACCUCCUGCUUCGAUCAAGAUAACGAUGAGUGCUCGCUUAUCGACAACCACACCUACCCAUGCGAAGCAUGCGAGGACGCCGGAACAGACUGCAUUCUGAUUGUUCCCCCGGCUUUCAGAAAGAGCUGCGAACAAUGCAAAAAGAAGCGAAGGAGCUGCAGCUAUCGCCUCGAUGGCGGUAAGGGUGUUGAGGCUUGUGAUGCCUGCGGGGAAGAUGGCGUUACGUGCUAUGCUGCUCCGAUUCUCGAUGAACGGUGGGUCAAAAGAUUGACUAACAAUUCGGCCCGCAAGAAAGGAUCGAGAAGCGAAUAUGCAUCGUCGUCCGUGGCUAGUGACCGCACCCCAAUUCGAGAGCGUAUAUACGUUUCAUGCAACCAAUGCCGCAGCACUGGCAAGCGAUGUACGAACAAAGGAAAGGCCUCUACAGGACCUUGCUCUUGCUGUCGUAAAGCAGGCCAGAACUGCCAGUUCGUGUACCCGCCCACUCGCACUGCAGCUGAAGCUUCGGCAACCAGCAAGGCCGAGCACAAAGAGACAGCGGCAUCGUCCUCGAAGCACCGUUGGUCCAUCGCAUCAAAUCUGUCACCUGGAAACGAUAGUCGUGAUGGCACACCUGAUUCCCCCAGCACCCUGACUGCCACGCUAUACGGCGAGCUUGAGCGAAAGAACGACCGAGACCAAACCCCCCAGCUAAUCGAACGUACCCUAGGCAUCACACACACUGUCAUCACCACUGCAUUCUGUCACCCCAUUCGCUUCAACUACAUUCCCGACCCGCUCAACAAGAACCCAUGUUCGUGGUGCCACAAUCCAUUCUUCGGACUCUGGGGCCUUGCGGACUCUGAUGGCCCAAGAAAAGUCGAGGGAUUUUGGUACCCAGACGGAGGCGGCUUCGAGGAGAUCUUCGGCGGGUAUUCUGAGGACGGGUAUAGCAGAAGCUCGAUGUGUGUCAUGUGCACAUUUGAGCGGAUGCGCGUCACUCAGUGUGGUGGUCACCGAAUGCGCAUGCUGGACCCGUUGAAAGGGGAGAUUGACAUGCGGGUCUUUGACGAUGAGAAGUGGAGUCAAGCUACCAGAGCCUAUACCACAGGUGGCGAUGGCAAUCUGGUGCGCAAGACCAAGUGGUGUGCGGUUUGUCCUGCGACGGCGACGAUGAUGUGUUGCGCUCCACAGCGGUUUGAUGCCCAAGGUGACAGCCGAUACUACGGUGAGAGUGGCCAACAUGGCGGAUGCAAUGGAGCUGGAGAGGAGGGAUGUGGAUUAUGCCUCUGUGAAGAUUGUGCAGUCUUGCUCGAGAAGAUGGUCAAGGGCGGUGCGAGGACCGGAGGCCGACAGAUUGAUGCAUUGGUCAACCAUGUUCGGUGCAACACUUGGCGAUACCCCGAGGGAGUCCGAGCCGACGCUUCAUUCAUCACUUCCUCCGGCGAGCUUCUCAAGCGUAUAGAGCAGGGCAUGGGCAUAGCCGAUUACUCGCAGACUCCAAGCUCCCUAAGAUCUUCUACCCGCUCUCAAAGCCAGCAGCCAUCAGAGCGCAAAGAUUUAGUCUUCGGUGGCAUCAGCGGUGGCUACGGCGGUCCCCAGAAGGUCGACCUCAAAGGAAAAUCUAAAGCCAUCGAAUCUGUCCCCAGAUCCAGAGACAAUGACCAAGGGAAGGAGAAAGCGAGUGUAGUCGACAUGGUGAGGAAGCAACUCUCCUACCGCCAGCUGGACCCCGCUCCGGCUGCUGAGAAAGGCUUCAUGACUUCUGGUUCUGGUGAGAAAUCGCAAGCUCUGAUCGUCAAGAUCAAGAAGGAGAGAGUAAUAAAUGUCAACCAAAACGGCAUGAUUGGACGUGAAGGUCGAGAAGACGAUAAUUGGGGCAAGGGGAAAGGUCGUCGGUGGGCUGAGGAGAGGAGGGAACACCGUGGAGAGAUUUUGCGCGGGGGUGUGCUGGAGCCGACGGCGGCGGAUGUGGCGAGAGCGAUGGGAGGACAGGACAAGCCGGUGGAUUCGACGGACGUGGACGGAGUAUCCGUUCUUUUUUAA
Messenger RNA from Drepanopeziza brunnea f. sp. 'multigermtubi' MB_m1, 2715 nucleotides. The record is from RefSeq and is a predicted model, not a curated record. NCBI's taxonomy places the organism in Eukaryota, Fungi, Ascomycota, Leotiomycetes, Helotiales, Drepanopezizaceae.